GCGGCGGCGGCGGCGGCGGCGGCUCGCGGGGCGAUGAACGGCUCGGCCAACCCGCUGCUGGACAAAGAAGAGCACCCGCUGCAGCUGGGCGAGAGCUUCGAGCGGCACCCCAAGGCCUCCUUCCACACCAUCCGCUAUGAUUUCAAGCCAGCAUCAAUAGACACAUCCUGUGAGGGGGAGCUGCAAGUCGGUAAAGGGGAUGAAGUUACAAUUACAUUACCCCAUAUCCCAGGUUCUACUCCUCCAAUGACUGUGUUCAAAGGAAAUAAAAGACCAUACCAAAAGGAUUGUGUACUGAUCAUCAAUCAUGAUACUGGAGAAUAUGUGCUUGAAAAACUAAGCAGCAGCAUUCAAGUCAAAAAGACAAGAGCUGAAGGCAGUAGCAAAAUCCAGGCCCGCAUAGAACAGCAGUCUGCCCGAGGCUCACAGCCUUCCACCCAGUUCAGAACUCCUCCAAAGCCCGUGGCUGGUCCCAAAACUUCCCCGCUGAAAGACAACCCUUCACCAGAGCCUCAGCUGGAUGACAUUAAAAGAGAGCUGAGAGCUGAAGUCGAAAUUAUUGGGCAGAUGAGCAGCAGUAGCGGCAGCAGCUCGUCAGAUUCGGAGAGCUCCUCUGGGAGUGAUGAUGAAUCCUCCAGCAGCGGCGGCGAGGAGGCUGCGCACCCUUCCCCUUCUCAGCAGUACAAUAACAAAAAUGCUGUUGUCAACGGCACCAGUAGGCCACAAGGAAGCAAUCAGUCCUUGAACACUCUCAGAAAUGACUUGCAGUUGAGUGAAUCUGGAAGUGACAGUGAUGAUUAGACCAAGGUUUCCUGUUACAGAUGUGUCAAGGUGCAUCAAGAGUAAUACUGAUGAAGAAUCUGGCUUGGGACUCUGCCGUAUGAAUGUGGCAUCAACUAACAUGUCACCUUUUGAGAACGUUCCGAAACAAUGGCUAAUACUCGAUUUACCAUUUGUAUAAAUUGUGUAUGUUGUGUAUAUUCUUUUAAAGUUUUAAAUAGAUACGAAUAUACUACUCUGAUACAGUAAUCUGUGUUCUGAUGUGCUGACACUUUAUAAAGCUAUAAGGAUGAUUAUCACAAUAUACUCCCAGUAUGAAGAUGGAUCGACAGGAAGGAGGGGCCUGAGAUGAGUGCAUAGAACAGAUUGUGUCAUUUCGGACAGAAGGUGGGGUUAUUGCAGUCUUUGAACACUUCUUCUGUUUAAAAAACAGUCCCCACAAAUACAAAAUUAACAUUGCGUGGAGGAUGGGCUAGUUUUCGGUCCCUGAGGAGUUAUUUU
Molecule: messenger RNA, 1281 nt
Organism: Gekko japonicus
Lineage: Eukaryota; Metazoa; Chordata; Lepidosauria; Squamata; Gekkonidae
Gene: EAF1
Product: ELL associated factor 1
Exons: 6
Coding region: 34-801 (255 amino acids)
Biological process (GO): regulation of transcription elongation by RNA polymerase II; positive regulation of DNA-templated transcription
Cellular component (GO): super elongation complex
Molecular function (GO): transcription elongation factor activity
Source: RefSeq, a predicted model, not a curated record